AUGCUAAACUUUGACAUAACAAUAUCAUCAAUUGUAUUCUUCGUUUUUAUCAUUCAUACUACAUUUACUUAUUCUUUAUAUGUAAAUAAAAAUGUAAACACAGAGAUUUGGAAUUUAACAAUUAUUCAUACAAAUGAUGUUCAUUCACAUUAUGAUCAAAUUAAUGAAGCAUUCACGGAUUGUACGGCGGAGCAGUUCGAAAAGAAUAGGUGUUUUGGUGGGAUCGCUAGACAUAAGACGGCUAUUGGAAACCAUGAAUUCGAUAACGGUCCAGAAACACUUGCUGCUCACUUUGAACAAUUAAGCAUGCCGAUUGUGUGUGCGAAUAUCAAUACGACAUUAAAUCCUUUACUUGGGGCAUACAUAAAGCCAUAUCAUAUAUUUGAAGAGUACAAUCUUGCUGUGAUUGGUUAUAUAACUAAUGUAACAGAUGAUGUUUCCAACACGGGCUCAACCAUAUCAUUCAUCGAUCCAAUUCCUAUAGUUCAACAUUAUGUUGAUGAAGUACAUUCAUUAGGAAUUAACCGAAUUUUAACACUUUCUCAUAAUGGAUACAAACCCGAUAAGGAAUUAGCUGCAAAGACCCGUGGUAUUGCUGUGCAUAUUGGAGGGCAUAGUCAUAGUUUUUUAUCUAACGAUAUUACCUCAAAGGAUUAUUCUUUAAUAGAAGGUCCAUACCCUACGAUUGUCAAGAAUGCCGGGGGAGAGGAUACUUUGAUCGUCCAGGCAUUCUGGUCCGGAAAAUAUAUUGGACGUUUAGACGUUUCAUUUAACGAAGCCGGAAAAAUAGUCGCCUAUUCUGGUGCACCAAUUCUGAUUGAUCAAUCAAUUCCUCAAGACCUUGUUCUAGUUAAUUUAGUAAGCCAAUGGAGAUCUCCGUUAGAUAAAUAUACAAAUAUUAUAAUUGGUAAUGCACUAGACGCGUUUGAUCAUUCCAAAUGUCAGUUAGAAGAAUGUACAAUUGGAAACUUAAUCGCUGACUCAUUGCUUUGGUAUUGUCAGCAAAAUAUUAGUGGCAAAUUAAAUUAUACAAAAGCAAGUGAUACUACUAAGUUUGACAUUACGAAAAUAAAUGCCGCAUUCAUAAAUGCUGGAGAGAUCAGAGCUGGAUUAUUGGAAGGACCCAUAACAAAAGCUAAUAUUUUGACCAUUAUACCAUUCAAUAGUUCUCUGGUGAUUUUACCCUUAACUGGAAAAAACAUUUCAGAUUUGCUAGAAACGGCAGUAGGAAGAUCACAUAAUAUUAUUUCAGGAAAAGAAGUUAAUGGAUUUAUUCAAGUUUCCGGAAUCAGGGUUAAAUAUGAUAGUAGCAAACCGAUAUUUGAAAGGCUGAUCGAGAUAAAAGUCUGGAGUUGGGAUACCAGAAUAUUUGAGUCGAUUGUAAAUGAUAGAAUUUAUGAUAUUGCAACUAUUGAUUUUGUCGCAAGUGGUGGUGAUGGAUUACUUCCAUACCCAAUUCUGGGAUUAAUUCCUUUUGACACAGAAAAUGAGAUAUUAGCAAGUUACAUCCUUAAUCAAAAAAAUAUAACGCCUAAUCUAGACGGUCGUAUAUUAGAUAUUGCUAAGUUGAGCAAAAAAUAA
This is a messenger RNA of Racocetra persica, 1581 nucleotides long. The record is from the annotation of a GenBank genome assembly. NCBI's taxonomy places the organism in Eukaryota, Fungi, Glomeromycota, Glomeromycetes, Diversisporales, Gigasporaceae.